Molecule: messenger RNA, 1096 nt
Organism: Oryctolagus cuniculus (rabbit)
Lineage: Eukaryota; Metazoa; Chordata; Mammalia; Lagomorpha; Leporidae
Source: RefSeq, a predicted model, not a curated record
CACAGCCACGUGUCGGCCCUCCUAUCUGGCCCCUCCCCCUCCCCACGCCGGCUCCUGCCUCUGUGGCUCCUGGCUCCUCUGGACCACAUGGGCUCCCUGCGACCCCCAGGCCCUGGCCCUGACCGUUCCGUGUGCCUGGACCCGGUCCCCUCCGGAGACCCGGGGUUACUCCUGCACACACAGCUGUUGCCCGUCCUAAGCGAUGAUGUUGAUAUGAUGAUGAUGGUGACACUGCUCUCAGCGGGGCCUGAUGCGCACGAGUGUUCUACUUCUUUCACUCUUUUGCCUAAACUCUCCGACCCAGGCUGCGGGGUCCCCGCCAUCCAACCCGUGCUGACCGGCCUGGCCAGGAUCGUCAAUGGUGAGAAUGCCGUCCCCGGGUCCUGGCCCUGGCAGGUGUCCCUGCAGGACAAGACCGGCUUCCACUUCUGCGGGGGCUCCCUCAUCAGCGAGAACUGGGUGGUCACCGCCGCCCACUGCGGGGUCAGUACCUCCCACUUGGUCGUGGCCGGGGAGUUUGACCGGGGCUCCAGCCAGGAGAAGGUGCAGGUGCUGAAGAUCGCCAAGGUGUUCAAGAACCCCAAGUACAACGCGGCCACCAUCAACAACGACAUCACCCUGCUGAAGCUGGCCUCAUCCGCCCGCUUCUCCACCACCGUGUCGGCCGUGUGCCUGCCCAGCGCCAGCGACAACUUCCCCGCGGGGACACUGUGUGCCACCACGGGCUGGGGCCUGACCAAGCACACCAACGCCAACACGCCCAACAAGCUGCAGCAGGCGACCCUGCCACUCUUGUCCAACACCCAGUGCAGGAAGUACUGGGGCACCCAGAUCACCGACCUGAUGGUCUGCGCCGGCGCCAGCGGUGUCUCCUCCUGCAUGGGCGACUCUGGAGGCCCCCUGGUCUGCCAGAAGAACGGAGCCUGGACCCUGGUGGGCAUCGUGUCCUGGGGCAGCGACACCUGCUCCACCUCCAGCCCCGGCGUGUACGCCCGCGUCACCAAGCUUGUCUCCUGGGUGCAGGAGAUCCUGGCGGCCAACUGAGCCCGCAGCCGCACCUCACCCCGGACACCACACGAGGUAAAAUAAACAUUGG